Messenger RNA from Rhododendron vialii, 1736 nucleotides. RefSeq lists its product as uncharacterized. NCBI's taxonomy places the organism in Eukaryota, Viridiplantae, Streptophyta, Magnoliopsida, Ericales, Ericaceae. The record is from RefSeq and is a predicted model, not a curated record. The transcript has 16 exons. Bases 130 to 1320 code for a protein of 396 amino acids.
AAUUUCCCCACUAUUCAGAUCUACCUUUUCUUCACAAGACUCCCGCUGCGCUGACUCUCCAGUGUGCUCCCCCUUAAACCCCCGCGCAAUCUCUCCAAAAUCCUCCGAAACCCCUCUCAAAUCUCGACAAUGCUCUCCACUGAUUCCGACUUCGAUCUCAGACCACCGUCAACUCAGUCCAGUUUCGGAACCAGCGAGCACACGUUUGCCGAUGUUGGUAACUUGGACCACUGCGCCAAGUACCUGAACCAGACGCUCGUUACCUUCGGAUUUCCGGCUUCGCUCGAUCUGUUUGCAACUGAUCCGGUUUCAAUUGCGCGCACUUGCAAUUGCAUAUAUGCUCUGUUACAGCAAAGGCAACGGGAUAUCGAAUUCAGAGAGUCUGCUAAUGAGCAGAGACAACGACUCCUCUCCGACAUAUCAAGAUUAGAGGCCAAGGUGGAGAGGCUUGAAGCUCAAAUAUCCACAAAGGAUAGGGAGAUAGCAACAAUUACUCGAACGGAAGCUAAAACUACGGCAGCUUUCAAGGUCCAAGUUGAGAAGUUACAGCAGGAACGAGAUGAAUUUCAAAGGAUGGUUAUUGGUAAUCAGCAAGUGAGAACUCAACAAGUUCAUGAGAUGAAGAAGAAAGAAAAGGAGUAUAUAAAGUUGCAGGAGAGGUUAAAUCAAGUAUUGAUGGAGAAAAAGAAGGAAUCUAAAUCAGGCAUGGAAAUAAUGAAUUUACUUCAGAAAGAAGGACGACAACGUGGCACAUGGAAUGGAAAGAAGACUGACAAUGACUUCUAUAAAAAGAUUGUCGAUGCUUAUGAGGCAAAGAAUCAAGAACUCGUGUCAGAGAAUGCUGAUUUGAGGGCAUUGUUACGUUCAAUGCAAGUGGAUAUGCGUGAUUUCUUGAAUGCUCCAAAUGGUCUGUCCAAGCAGUCGUUUCCUGUUAAUGAAAGAAUAGACAUUGAUCCCUCAAAGUCCCCAUUGAGUGGGAGGACGGAUGUUUUUGACCUGCCUUUUCACAUGGCUCGAGAUCAAAUAGAAGAAAGUCUCCGGAAUAAAGUGGCUUCCAUAAAGGAACGCAUGGUUCAGCUACAAGAUGCACAAAAAGAAGCAGAAGUCACUUCUGAAGCAACUGAGAGGGAGCUUGAGCUUGAAGCUCAAUUAGUUGAGGCAAGGAGCAUAAUUCAGGAGCAGGCAUCCAUAAUGUCGAAACAUCUUGCCAAGCCUGACAAGCCAAGGCGACUGAAUGGCCACAUGAGUUCUGAUAGGGAUUCAAUCAUUUCAUCUCCAUCUGAGUCAAGUCUGCUUAACGACACUAUCUAUUUGCACUGAAUUGUUUGGACAUUGGUAUGGAAUGGAAGCACCGCUCAGCUGGCAAGUAAUCUACACAUACUCAUAUCACCAAAUUUAUGUAGGAUAUGCACAUAUCUCUUAUGAUGGGAAAAGAUAGGAAAGGUAAAUGAGAGAAGCUAACUUUCUCUCCCCUCAUAUUUCAUUUCUCUUUCCCUUGAAGGAAAUUGUGGGGUUGUCUUGUAUGGUGAAGGAAAUCCUUUGUGGUAUAGUUCGAAGGGAAUUACUUUGAGAGGGAUAAGAUUAUUCACAAGGAAAAACUAGUUUGAUGAUGAGUUUUGUUGCAUCGUAAUAUUCUUAAUAAUAUUGGUUUUGAUCAUACUAACCAAUGUUGGUUCUCCAGGGCAUGUGAAAUCAUCAAAUUUGAGUUGCUGACUCUCCAAUGCCAGCUUCCGAAA